Geodia barretti is the source of this 1233-nucleotide messenger RNA. The record is from the annotation of a GenBank genome assembly. NCBI's taxonomy places the organism in Eukaryota, Metazoa, Porifera, Demospongiae, Tetractinellida, Geodiidae.
UGGCGAGCAGUCAAGAGGGUGAACGACGUUCUGACACCUCCCGAUGGUGGCUGGGGAGAGGCUGUCUAUGUGGUGGUCGUCACACCUGCUGUCCAAUCAUCAACCUCUGCGAGUUUACCGAGGGUGGAGGUGGGAGAUGGGGGAGGAGGGGGCACAGGGGGAGGGGAGACCGGGGGAGGAGGGGGAGGAGGAGGAGUGGGUGGGGAUGGGAGCUUUAACAAGAGGAAGAUGGAGGACGAGGGAGAUGGAGAGAGCCAGAGAUCGGCCAAGAAUCCUCGCUCUGCUAGUCCCGACUUUACGGGCCUCAAGGUGAGAGACCUGAACCGAGAGGACAUGAUAGUCCUGGGUCUCCAGUGGUCUGUGACUGAUGCUGAGCUGAAACGAUACUUUGAGCAGUUUGGAGAAGUGGCAGCCGCUGAGGUGAAAAAGGAUCAUAUAACUGGCAAGUCUCGGGGGUUUGGUUUUGUGCGGUUCUUAGACCCAGCAGUCCAGGAGAAGGUCCAGGUCAUGCAGCACACCAUCAAAGAGAGAAGAGUGGACAUCAAACACCCAAGGAAGAGUCCGUCGUACAUGCCUUGCAAACUGUUUGUCGGGUGCCUGCCCAUGAAACCAGAGGCCACUACACAAGAACUCCAGGAAUACUUUGGUAAUUUCGGCGAAAUAUCCGACAUAUACAUCCCGAAACCUUACCGCGGGUUUGGGUUCGUGACCUAUCAAGAAGGCAGCGAUGUGCAGAAAGUACUGGCACAAACCCAUCGUCUUCGACACUCUACACUCAACAUCACUCACGCGGACCCGAAAGGUGCGCCUCGUCGAGCGGGUCCAGCCGCAGCGUCACACGGGGACGCUACGGGGAGCUAUGGAUACGGCUACGGGUCUCAGUUUUACAAUCCUCAGCCUCAACAACAACCGCAGGGAAUGUACUACAGCUACGGGACGCCUCAACAGCCGACUCAAUUCGGGUACACCGCACGAGGAUACACCCCGCAGCAGCAACAGUCCGGAUACAACUCUGGCACCGGACCUCGUCCGGGGAUGGCCCCUGUUAAUCAGCACCAAUCUCACAUGGAUCAGUACCCCCCGCAGCCACCUAACGAUGUCCCGCCGCCAGCCAAGAGGCCUCAUUCGGGCGGGCAUCAGCACAUAGCGGAAGUUGGGGCGGAGACGCAGGGGCCGUAUGGCGGUGCCCACUACGGUGGUGGUGGUGGGGAGGCAAUGGGAUACGGGGGGAAU